Nymphalis io (European peacock) is the source of this 795-nucleotide messenger RNA. It is a transcript of the gene E(spl)malpha, whose product is annotated as enhancer of split malpha protein-like. Lineage: Eukaryota; Metazoa; Arthropoda; Insecta; Lepidoptera; Nymphalidae. Gene Ontology annotation, biological process: Notch signaling pathway; sensory organ development. The transcript has a single exon. The record is from RefSeq and is a predicted model, not a curated record. The coding region runs from base 42 to 515 and encodes 157 amino acids.
ACUAGCAACACACGCUCUCUUCUCAACGCUAACUUUCCAAAAUGUCUUACUACGCGAAUAACGAAUACAUAAUCGCAACUAACAACUCGAUCAACGAAAACAAAUACAACAGUGAAAAAAUGAAAAAUAGUGGUUUCAAGGCUUUGCUGAAGCCUAUCAUGAAAAUCAUUAAGAAAACGACGAAACGUGCUCCCACCAAAACCGUCGACACGUGCUACGAGGACGAACAGAACUCGUGCAACGAGGCGCUUGAGCGCAAGAUAUAUAACGAGAUGGACUCGUGCCAGUCUGCUGCGUUCCUGGUCAGCAACCAAGAUAAUUCCUAUGACCUGGUGCCGAUUUCCCGUGAAGAUUUCUACAUCCCAGUUCACUUUGCUCGCACUGAUGCCGGCACCUUUUUCUGGACCACCGUCUCCAAAUCUGAAGCUGACUUCGCAACAACCGACUGCUACACCGAGUGCCAAACCGCUGAACAGCAGUACCCAGUCUUGCAAGACCGUUGGGUCCAAGCCUGAAUGAAGUAUCUAAACAACAAUCAGUGUCUUCCGUGAAACCAGUGCUCGCUUCGUUGGUUUCGGCAACAGUCUGUGAUGUUAGCUUUAAUAAUAUAAUUCUAUGGUGCCAUAUAUGUAGGUUAUGAUAAAGAUAUCUCGCUCAAUGGUCGUGAUAACUCCAGGAAAGCUUUAAUUGUAUUUUCACUAUAACUUGGUAUUGUGAUAUUUUAAUAAUGUAUAAAUUUAGGGAUAAUAUAGGGAUCUUAUGAUUGUGAUUAUAAUUAACUGAGCUUUAAUUGUU